CCCCGGCCGCCCAGCCGCGGCCCCCCAGCAGACGGAGACGGUGCCAGUGCGCCCAUGGAGACGAGAUCCCAGCCGGGUACACCCUCAUGCUCCCAUCCAUCUCACUCUCCUGUGGUGGAAGAUGACUUCCAGUUCGUCCUUUGCGAGGGCUGCCGGCAGGAAUCGCCCAACCUCAAGCUCCUCACCUGCCUCCACACCUUGUGCCUCGAUUGCCUGCAUGAGAACAAGCCCAUCGGGCAGUGCCCCAUGUGCCAGACGGCCAUCCCGCAGGCCAGUGGCAUCCCUGACAUGGACAACCUGCUCUUCACCAACCUGCAGGCCAGGCUCAGCACCUACAAGAAGAUCAGAGACAGCGAUGGCCCGAAUUGCAGCCGGUGCCGGGGGGAAGUGGCGGCGGUGUGGUGCUCCGAGUGCGAGGAGUUCCUCUGCACCAAGUGCUUUGAAGACCACCAGUGGUUCUUCAAGAAGAGGAACCACGAGGCCAGGAGGGUGGAGGAGCUUCGUGCUGAGUCAGCCCAUCGGUUCCUGGAAGACACCAGAAAGUCCUGCAAUCUCUUUUGCUCCCGUCCCGGUCAUGCCGACCAGGGCCACGUCUCCAGCAUCUACUGCAACAAGUGCGAGAAGGCUCUGUGCUGCUCGUGCGCGCUGCUGGACAGCCAGCAUGCCCCCUUCUGCGACAUCCGCAGCGAGACCCAGCGCAGGCAGGAGGAGCUGAGCACCAUGAACCGGGAGCUGAAGCAGAAGAGAAGCGGCUUCGAGGCCACCUACGCGGCGCUGCAGGAUGAGGCCGCCCAGCUGGAGGAGGCGCAGCGGGAGAUGCGGGAGCUGAUCCGGCAGCGCGUGGAGCAGCUGGUGUGGCUGAUCCGGCGGGAGGAAGAGGAGCUGCUGGGGCUGGUGGAGGCGCGGCAGGAGCAGGGCCGGCGGGAGCUGGCGAGGGAGCUGCAGCACGUGGCGGGGGUGCUGGGGCGGAUGGAGGCGGGCGAGCGGCUGGUGGAGAAGAUGUGCCUCUACGCCACGGAGCAGGAGGUGAUGGACAUGCAGCCCUUCAUCAAGGCGUCGCUGGAGGAGCUGCAGCGGGCGCAGCCGCCGGCGGCCGGGGACCGAGCGCAGCCCGGGGACUUGGCUGAGUGCAGAGCCAGGCUGCAGGCGCUGGUGGAGCGCGUCACGGGGCACCCAGGUACUAAUUCCCAAGCUGUCCCCAUGGUCGAGGUGGCCCUGGAGAACGACCUGCAAGAGGAGCCGGUCCAGCCUGAGAGCCAGAGCAUCUUGCCCACCUUCACCAUCAGCCUUGAUGAGAUGCGGAUGAGCUCGGCUCUCCCCGUCACCACAUGGCCCAAGAGGUCACACUGCAUGGAAAAGGGCAGCCAGAUCUCGCCCAAGGUACUGAAGCUGGAGUGUGACAACACGCCGGUCCCCAACGAUCCCAGUUCAAACCAGUGGGAUGGCAGACAGGGGCCCAGCACCUCCACGGCGAGGCAGAACUGCAGCAGGAUCCCUGCCGCCGGCAGCCACACUGAUGAUGCAGAAGACACCAGCAUCAUCAUCUCCAGCUCGGAGGACAGCUCAGAAGACACGGCGGCUUUCAGCAGGCCCAAGGACAGCAAGAAGCCCUCUAGCCCCACAUGGUCCGGGAGCGGCACCUCACCCCACCACAGCACUGGCCUCACCAGCCCCUGGGACGACAGGUCGGAGCUGAGCACUUUGGUGUUCCUCAGCUUGAAGGUUGACCAGAAAACCCAGCGCAUCACGGAGGUGGCAGCGGCAAACGGAGAGCACACCUUCAAGACGCUGAUUCAGACGCCCGACUCAGUGCUGGCGCUGCUCUCCCAGGGUGUCUCCAUGGAGGUGGGAAUGCAGCACCUCCUCUGGUACCUCUCCCCGCUCCCCAGGCCCGUCCUCAUCGUCUAUAACUUCUGGGCACUGGAGCUGCCUGCUCUCUUUAAAGCCCUGGAUGCCACGGGCAGGAAAGCGGACUUCUGCCACGUUGUGGGUGGUUACGUGGAUAUGUUGUCCUUGAUCAAAGAAAAGCUGCCCAGGGCCCCUUCCUACAAGCUGAAGAAUCUGCUGAGAAGGCACCUGCAGCAGCAGCUCAACGAGGGCAGCACGCUGGCCAUGGCCAAGGCCUUGCAGGAGCUUUGGGGAGCCCUGGAGCUCCCUGCCCAUGUCAACUCGGAGAUGACGUUCACCCACUGCAACCUGCAGAGCUACACCAUCCUGUGGCCUAUGGUGCAGGAGAAGCUGCUCACCAGGAGGGCGGCCAAGAUCAUGGCCCGGCGCAACCUCAUCCUCUGGGAGCUGGAAGAGGCGUGA
Messenger RNA from Gymnogyps californianus (California condor), 2310 nucleotides. RefSeq names its product PML nuclear body scaffold (gene PML). Lineage: Eukaryota; Metazoa; Chordata; Aves; Accipitriformes; Cathartidae. The record is from RefSeq and is a predicted model, not a curated record. The coding region runs from base 55 to 2310 and encodes 751 amino acids. The transcript is spliced from 9 exons. Gene Ontology annotation, cellular component: PML body; nucleoplasm; chromatin. Gene Ontology annotation, biological process: positive regulation of DNA-templated transcription; intrinsic apoptotic signaling pathway in response to DNA damage; PML body organization. Gene Ontology annotation, molecular function: ubiquitin-protein transferase activity; zinc ion binding.